AUGGAAGAAGACUCAAAGAAAAAAGAACAACUUAAAUUUCCUAACUUUCUUCAAAGAUACACUACUCAGUAUUAUGUCCCUAAUAUCGAUGACCACCAGUACUAUGACCAAUAUAUGUUUGAUCAUUCUAAUGGAUUAGUUAUUAUGGGUAUUGCUCAAUGCCAUCCUGCAUGUAAGGCAAAAGAAAUAUCUAUUCAAAUUGUUGUUGACCAAGGGAAUAAUAGGCCUGUUAAAGGAAAACAUAAAACCAAUGCAAUUAAACUUAAAUCAAAAACAGUUAUUGUAAAAAUUAUUGCUGAUAAUGUUGAAUAUCCAAUUUAUGCAGGGUGUAGUGGUAAAUUGAUUGAACUUAAUGAAGAACUUCUUAAGGAUCCAUCAUUAAUAAAAAAAGAGUCAGAAGGAAAAGGGUUUAUUGCUAUUAUUCAAAGAUCUACUACUGGUAAAGUUGAUGAAAUCAAAGCAAUGAAUUUAAAAGAUUAUUGCGAGUUAAGAAAUAUAGAAGUACCAAAAUAUAUUCCAUUACCAGUUGCUAAUGAAGAGUACGAUAUUGAUGAUUAUAGUUAA
Molecule: messenger RNA, 564 nt
Organism: Entamoeba dispar SAW760
Lineage: Eukaryota; Evosea; Mastigamoebida; Endamoebidae
Exons: 1
Coding region: 1-564 (187 amino acids)
Cellular component (GO): nucleus
Source: RefSeq, a predicted model, not a curated record